AUGAAAUCGAAACUGAUCCCCAUCGCUUACACUGUAGCGGUGAUUAAGCCAAAUCUAGCGUUGAAGGAGGAGAAAAUGAAUGAGAUUAUGAAGACAAUACAAGAUAAUGAUUUUGAAGUUUUUGAUGAAAAAUGAAAAAUCCUUAAGGAUCAAGAGAUUCUGAACCUCUUUUAUAAAUAUAAAAAUCAGCCUUUCUUCGAAGAAAUUAAAGAGCAUCUUACUGCUGGAGAAUCGAGAGUGCUCCUCCUUAUCAAUAAGUUCGAGACUAAAAUGGAUGAAAAUGAAGAAGAGAUUAAGCUAGAGGACCCUAUCACAAGGUGGAAGAAACUUAUUGGUCCUUCUGAUCCUGAAAAUGCUAAGACUGAUGCCCCUGAAUCAUUAAGAGCUCUAUACGGGGAGGAUCUCAUUAGAAAUGGGUUUCAUGGCUCUGAUGAUCCUAGAUCAGCAAACAAAGAGAGGGAUAUUUUCAAGUUCUCUAUUCCAGAAAAAAUUCCUGAAUUUAAAUAUGAACGUUAUAAGGUGACAAUGGAGCAUCUCUUAAAGUUUUGAUAUCCUCCUAAUCUUGAGCAUUCAAAUGUAACAGGAAGGUUAGAUCUCUUUGCACUUUACGGACCCACUGUCAGCUACUGAUCAGUCGACAGCUCGUUCUGCAACAAAUGAGUGAAGUUGGCUAAAAGAGUCCUCAGAGACUCAAUUGCAGCAGAAGAAGCCAAAGAGCGAAGAGAAAAAGGAACCACUUCCAUACUCGAUGUUGACUCAUUUGCAGCUGAGUCUGGGAUGAACUCUAUCACUUCUGCAAAGAGAUCUACCACAAUGACCAAGAAUUUAGGGCCUGGUCCAAGAAGACUUCUCAGAGAUGAAGACCUAGACAUUCUCAAAGAAGAACCUAUUUGUAAGAAGUGCAGAUUCCACAUUGACAACUACGUCCAUCUGACUUGUGGAAGAGAAGGCCAACACAUCAUGUCAGACAUCGAGCUGAACGAACUCAUCAAAGAAAUCAACAAGACUGACCUAUACGAGCUGCUUAAAAUUGAGAAAGGCUCCUCAGCCAAAAUCAUGAUCGACAUUCUGGAUCUGAAAGAGCCAGAAGAAAUCAUGUACACCGAAGAUGAUAUCAGGAAUUUGCUUGAAGACCUCGAAACAGACUACUACGGAAGAUAUAACUUCGAAGACAUGCAGAAGAUGAUUCUUGAAGAUCGAAGACUCAGAAUCAACUACUGGGUGUCUCAGAUCACCAAAAAACCGAUCGAGAAAUUCAAAAAUCCGAACCUGAUCAACCAGAACCCGAAAGUAAACAGAGAUGAUAUCAAGAACCCAUACUUCACAUUGAAGAGGAUUCUACCGAUAUCGAUGCACACGAAGAAGACAAGGGCGAUGGAUGAGGAGGAAGAAGACUACAACACAUUGCAUUUCAACCAUACGGCCAAGCUUCUUCAAAAUGAGCAGGACUUAAUAAUGGAGAGAACUAUUGCCAAAGAGUUUCACAGAGUGACUCAAGUUGAGAACACUAAUUCAAAAGAUGUUGCAGUUAACUCUGUCCUUCUUAGAAAUUACAACGAUGGCAGACAUGGGAAGUGGGACAACUACUGCACUUUAAAGGGCCAAAGCAAAGGAUCAUAUGUCAAGUCUAAGAAUACGAAGAGAAAAGAGAUAAUUGAUUAA
Molecule: messenger RNA, 1662 nt
Organism: Moneuplotes crassus
Lineage: Eukaryota; Ciliophora; Spirotrichea; Euplotida; Euplotidae
Source: the annotation of a GenBank genome assembly